UCCUGGACAGAGGUCGUCGUGGCAGUUGCCUUAAGACGUGCAGCCCAGGCCACAGCCACUAGUGCUCUCUGACCCAGGUCCACUGCAGGCGGCAGCAGCAGCCCCAGCCGGUGGGUGCAGCAGCAUGGAGCUUUGGGGGCCCUACUUGCUCCUCUGCCUCUUCUCCCUCCUGACCCAGGUCACUGCCGAGACACCUACCUCCAAGGUCAAGAAGGCUGCAAAUGUUAAGAAAGAUGCCGUGAGCCCGAAGAUGCUUGAGGAGCUCAAGACCCAGCUGGACAGCCUGGCCCAGGAGGUGGCCCUGUUGAAAGAGCAGCAGGCCCUGCAGACGGUCUGCCUGAAGGGUAUCAAGGUGCACAUGAAGUGCUUUCUGGCCUUCGUCCAGGCGAAGACCUUCCACGAGGCGAGCGAGGACUGCAUCUCGCGAGGGGGCACCCUGGGCACCCCGCAUACGGGCUCCGAGAAUGACGCCCUGUACGAGUACCUGAGCCAGAGUGUGGGCAGCGAGGCCGAGGUCUGGCUGGGCUUCAACGACAUGGCGGCCGAAGGCACCUGGGUGGACAUGACUGGUGGCCAUAUCACCUACAAGAACUGGGAGACAGAGAUCACCGCACAGCCCGACGGCGGCAAGGUCGAGAACUGCGCUGCCCUGGCCGGUGCGGCCAACGGCAAGUGGUUCGACAAGCGCUGCCGGGACAACUUGCCCUACGUCUGCCAGUUCGCCAUCGUCUAGCGGGCCGAG
This is a messenger RNA of Globicephala melas (long-finned pilot whale), 742 nucleotides long. RefSeq names its product C-type lectin domain family 3 member B (gene CLEC3B). The record is from RefSeq and is a predicted model, not a curated record. NCBI's taxonomy places the organism in Eukaryota, Metazoa, Chordata, Mammalia, Artiodactyla, Delphinidae. Gene Ontology annotation, biological process: ossification; bone mineralization.